Molecule: messenger RNA, 1359 nt
Organism: Prunus avium (sweet cherry)
Lineage: Eukaryota; Viridiplantae; Streptophyta; Magnoliopsida; Rosales; Rosaceae
Source: RefSeq, a predicted model, not a curated record
AUGACUGGUACCCGCUCUUCAACUAGCCAACUAGUUGAAUUGGAACCUGAGAUUGAACAAAAACUUCGAGAAAUUCGUAGGAGACAAAAACAAGACAGAGAAAAGAAGAAUCAACAAGAAGAAGAAGAGAUGGCCCUUGUACUGAAUGAAACAAUGGGAGACCUUGAUAUCCCAACAAUUCCGACAUCACCUUCAAGCAUCGUUCUCCCUGCAGCUGCCAGGAAUUAUGAAUUGAAAAAUAUUCACUUUAAUAUGAUGCCUUCUUUUCAUGGUUUAAGUUCUGAAGAUCCUUUAGCUCAUAUUAGAGAUAUUUUUAACAUGGUUUCUAACAUGGCUUUGACAGAGGGAGUCACUGAAGAACAUCUCAGGAUGAAAGUCUUUCCCUACACAUUGAAAGAUAAAGCAAAGAUGUGGCUAAACUCCUUACGGCCUGGAUUAUUGACUAGCUGGACAGAGGUACAAAACAAGUUCUUGGAGAAGUUCUUUUCGACUCAGAAAACUGAUGCACUACGGGAUAAAAUCAUGCAAUUCAGUCAACAGGCCGAUGAGUCAUUUUCAGAAGCGUGGGAACGUUUCAAUAAUUUUUUAAUACAGUGUCCUCAUCAUGGUUUGCCUACUUUAGUUCUCAUGCGUAUUUUUUAUAAGGCACUACGCGUUUCGAGUAAGGCUGCAGUGAAUAACUAUGCAGGUGGAUCUAUUAAGAACAAGACGCCAACUGAAUGUCAAACCUUGUUUGAUACGCUAGCAAUCGAAACACAGCAUUCUGAUACAAGAGGUAAGCGUGCCGGAAUUUAUGAAAUUGGUAGUUCUAAUGCUUUUGCUUCUAAAGAGCAGGUUGACGCUAUAACUAGUAAAUUGGACGCCUUGCUUGCUAUGAAUGGGAGAGCACCAACACAAGAGAUUUGCUCCAUUUGUGCUGUUCCCGGUCAUGCCACCAUAUCGUGUCCUCAUGGAGUUGAUUUUCCAGAAUUUUUGCAAGAACAAGCCAACAUGGUGAAUACCUAUAGACGUCCCGGCAAUGAUCCAUUCUCCAACACAUACAAUCCGGGAUGGCAAAGGCACCCCAAUUUUUCAUGGAGCAAUAAUCAGAACGUACAAAAACCACCAGGUUUUCAACCACAAGAGAAGAAAAAUAACUUGGAAGACAUAAUCGCACAACUCGCCACAAAUACAAAUCAAUUCAUGAGCAAGACUGAGACGACCCUACAAAAUCAAGCCGCUUCCAUUAGAAAUUUAGAAGUUCAAAUGGGUCAAUUGGCGAGUGCACUCACGCUCACUUUUAAUAUAAAACUUAUUCUUUCUCUAAAGCUUUUGCCCAUUGUCCCCUUGCAAAUGAUGAAGCCUUGUUUUAAGGUAUAA